Bradysia coprophila is the source of this 1171-nucleotide messenger RNA. Its product is annotated as lipase member H-B-like. The record is from RefSeq and is a predicted model, not a curated record. Gene Ontology annotation, molecular function: lipase activity; serine hydrolase activity. NCBI's taxonomy places the organism in Eukaryota, Metazoa, Arthropoda, Insecta, Diptera, Sciaridae. Gene Ontology annotation, biological process: lipid catabolic process.
UCAAUCGAAUAUUGUAUUCACUGUAAAAUGAUUGAACAGGUGUAAUUUUGCAUUCCAAUAUUGCCAAAUUCAAUAUAUAUAAUCCAAUCACCCUUUAACAUUUGAGUUCAUUAAAAAUCCACACUCAGAGGAAGACGGUUUUAAAGUAAUCAAACACAUCACUAGUCAUGUGUUCUUCCUUAUUUGUUUUAUUAAUUGGUGCCCUAAUAUUUGCACUAAAUUUCGAUGUCGUGGCGAGUCAAGGAAAUACUUUCAAUUCCACAAUUAGAUUCUACCGAGGACCGACAGUGUCCGACUUCGUUUCAUUCAACUUAACAACAGCGGAAAAUGUUGCCGAUGAUCCGCAUUUCAAUGUAUUACGCAAAAGUGUUAUUUUCUUUCAUGGUUGGCAACAAUCACCUGACUCACCAGCUAGUCAAAUUCUAUUAAAUGCUUACUUAGCCAAUGGCACCUUCAACAUUUUGGCAUUGGAUUGGAGAUUAGCAGCGUCGAGUGUUUUCUUAGAUUUGGUCGUUCAGAGAGUGGAACCUCUAGGCAUAGCGGUUGCAUUAUUCAUUGACCGAUGGAAUUCGCAAAAAGGAGUUCCGUUCUCGACCAUGCAUCUUGUAGGUCACUCGCUAGGUGCUCAUUUGGCUGGAUCGGCAGGAAAAUAUACACGAGGAUGGUCGGGCCAAACGAAGUCCAUCGAGAGAAUAACCGGACUGGACCCUGCCUUUGUAGCUGCUGAUUUCUUGCAUUGGUCGUUUGCCAAUUUUGUCGACAUUAUUCAUACUGACGCUAACGGAUCAGGGACAAAUCGGAAUACUGGACAUGUAGAUUUCUGGCCAAACAAUGGAGUUGCAGUUCAACCGGGAUGUCCGUCGGUCGUAAUUGAUCCUAUAUGCAGUCAUAUGAGAGCAAUUCUACUCUAUGCUGAAAGUGUGGAGAGGGCAUAUCGUGCUGGCAAUUUCUUAUCAACGAAUAACGCUAAUGCAAACAUUGUUAUUGAAAUGGGUCUAAACUCUCCCAAAAAUGCACAGGGUGUGUAUACAUUGUACACUAACGGAGCCAGGUGGUUUUCGCAAUCAUAAUUGGAGAUUCUCAGCGACCUUAUUGACGUGAAAUUCGUUUUUUAUUGAAAUUAUUUUAAAGUUAAACGUACAAUUUGAUUAAUCUAAAAUCCAUUACAUAA